AUGGAAGAUCGCACGGACAACGCGAUGCCAAUCUCUUCGCCGAUGGUAUCAUGGCAUUCUAGCUCAUUGCCGCCUCAUGGGCACCGUUCUAUCCCUGAUUUCGGAACAACCCAAUCCUCUAGUAAUAGCAAUCUGGUGAAUGAUAUUUCUAAUGAGAUUCCUCAUGUCCCAGUACUAGACGAGAUCACAGAGGACACUCAAGCCGCCAAACUAUGCCCUGCUGAAAAGGUCGACAAAUCACGAGCGCCUCCGCAGUUUCUCAUUCCAGAAUCUUGGAAACCAGCUUACCUAGCAAAACGACGAUUAGUCAUGUUCCCCAUCAUUUUCUUGGUCUUUGUUAUCACAAUACAGAUCCUCAUACAAAUAUCCCAAUCAAACGAUGGCUUGGCAAAAUCUACCAGAAACUUGCACUAUCUUUGGACGUUUGGACCGAUGGCCGUGUUGAUAUUACUCGCGGCAGCCUGGGGACGCGUGGAGUUCCAAGCCAAAUCCGUUGCGCCAUGGGCUCACCUGAUGGAAGGAGGGCAAGCUGACAAGACCCUAUUCUUAGACUAUUUGUCCAUGCUUCAGCCAAUCGCGGUCGUGAGAGCUGUCAAGUUUCGAGACUGGGUCGUCGCGUCUGCAACGCUGUGUAGUCUGAUUCUACGGGUCGCUGUUGUUUUUUCAACUGCGUUGAUUGUUCUCUUGCCAACCGAGAUCCUUGAUGCCAAUGUCCCAGUUGCUCUGCGUUCCAGUUUCGUAGACAAUGCUACCGAGCUUGGAGACCUUGCUACCAGGAUAGGGACACUGCCUUAUUAUAGUAUGCGGGGUCUAUCUACAAAGAAUAUGGCGUUUCCAGAUGGUACAUGGAACAACUAUGCCUAUCAACAGUUUGCUGUACCAGAUGUUUCUGACGCGCGCCUGAACGUCACAGUGGACGGUUUCACGUCGAGCUUGUCCUGCGAGCCCGUUUCGUUGAAUAUAAGCUACAGUAGCUGUGAUGAACUUAGCUGGCGUGGGUAUUGCUGGGCUCUGGAAGCGCAAGACUGCCAGUAUCCCAUCCAGCGUAUACUGGUCCAAAACUUACCGGAACUCGACAAUAUUCACGAUGCUCCUCCAUCAUAUUAUGGACAGGUGGGCCUUACAGGAUGCGACAAUUCAACAAAAAUUCAGGAUGUCCGCAUGUAUAUGUUAUUUGGAAAACUUGGGCCAAAUAAUGGAACAGUGCCCGCAGAUUACACAACUAUUUGGCAAUCUUCCCAAAUUGUGUGUCGAGCUUCUUAUGCAAUUGACCGAGUUGACGUGAUCAGCAAUCACACUGAGGUACUUAGUGUCUCCAAUGCCACAAUAACUGCACCGCGACAUAUCGAGGAAUUAGAGGAAGGGAGAAUGCUCGACCUCUACCUCGAGUCCUUCGAGACUGCAACCAGCACUGAAUCUAUGCGCGUGACCGUGCCUCUUCUCGGCGAGACCGGAGAGCCCGAAGACGCUGAUUUAGAUCUGUACUUUGCGGAUGCAUUGAUGUUUUCUCUCGCAUCAAAUUCAUCAGUUUCUGACUUGUUCCAGCAGUCCUUAUUGGAAGAGAUAAUAAGCCGCCAUUACCAACAAACCACCGCGUUCAUUGCAAAGUCCGUUUUCUCAAAGCAAACUGCAGGGGGCACUAUGGGCACGAUGUGGUUGAAGAAGGACCGGCUCCUCGUUAGUGCGGCGACCGGCCACACUAUGACCGCCUUACUCUCUGUCGCCGCGAUUCUGAGUCUCAUAGUCAUCUUCACCAAGCCUGGCAUAACGAGCCUACCGAAGAAUCCAAACAGUGUCGUCGAAACUGCACAGCUUUUAACUGCUAGCAAGGAUGUUAAGAGUCUGCUAUCAGGCGCUGGACCAGCGUCACUCGGCACGGUAAAGAACCGUCUUCGAGAUUUCCAGUUCAGGGCUACUGCAAUUACAGAUUGCGCGACGGAGCUGCUUCGAAUAAGUGCUUCAAUCAACCAGGAACCUCACGAGCUUCAUUAUCUCAAUGCUCCAGCGAAAACCAUGAGGACAUCACUUGUUCUCAACCCAAUUUCCAUGGUUGCUGUCCAGGUACUCAUUAUCGGGACCAUUGUGGCUCUAGAGGUAAUUCUGCGGGUUUCCGGAGACGAGAACGACUUCGUCGACGUCUUAGAUGGGAAAUAUAUACAUUUCACGUGGACUAUUCUGCCUGCGUUGUUCAUGUCUCUCAUAUCAAUGUACUUUGCCGCGGUUGACUUGGAAAUUCGUUCAUUGACUCCCUAUUCAAAGCUGAGCAAGGGAAGCUCCCUCGCACAUAUGAUUCACCUAGAUCUCCUCGACGGGUCGACGCCGCGAUUACUUUGGCGUGAGCAUCGUUCUGACUCUCUAGCCGCACUAGCGACGACGUUCUGUACGCUCACCGCCUCAUUUCUAACCAUAUUCGUAGGCUCGCUCUAUACUACUGUGGAUUUACCGACGGAUUUACCCGUUCGGCUUCUAAUGGAGACGUCUUUCAAUGUAACAAGACAGGUAGUUGCAGAGACCACCGAUUUGGGGCAGCUACCGGAUUUCUCCUCACUCACCAGCACCCUCAUACUCGAGAGCAAUUUAUCAUAUCCUGCCUUUACGUACGAAACGCUGGCCUUUCCAGAAUUUUCGAUGCUCGACAUGGAGCAGAGUCAUCAGAUCUCAUCGUCUGACGUUGUGCAUGCGACGCUGCCAGCACUAAGAUCUAAAAUGUCUUGUACACGGUAUAGUGCGUCAGAGAUUCAGAUGGAAGUCAUAUCUGCCUCUAUCCCCGGCGUUCCAGCCAGUCAUGAGGCGACGAGAGUGGUAUUGGCAAUAGAUAUCGACGGCGAACAACAUCAAUCAUUCUCGAUACCGAACGGACUAACUCACAACGUUGAAGUUCCGCUAGACAAUGGUGCGGACUGGGUGUUCGGAUUCGGCGAUAGUUGCAACGGUCACACCGGACUGCUCUGGUGCACGAGCGACUUUCUUUAUGUAUGGGGCCAUAAAACAAACUCUACAACUCAAUCUGGAAAUCAUGUAGCCGCGCUAACUUGCAAUGAGUCUAUCGAGGCAGUCGACGCAUUCACGACGUUCGUAGGGCCCCAGCUGAGCAUUGAUCCCUCCUUCCCACCACGUCCUAUAGAUGAUUCUGCACGGCGGUCCACCGUCAAAGUACACUCCAGCAUAGAAUGGCAGGAAGACGACUGGGAAAGUCCCUAUAUCUACCUAGCACAGGGCGUCGCAGCGCCAGGGACGUAUCUCUGGCCAUUCUUCGACGCGCUCAUCACAUCGCGAUACGCAAUUUCGUUAGGGGACCUAGACGAUCCACAUCAAGACGCGGCCGUCGCGAGCGCGAUCGUAGCGCAGCACGGAAUUCUUCGCGCACAGGUCCUGAAUGAGGGUUUCCGGGGACCAGCGAACGCGACCAAUGCAACACUCGUGAAUCCUCCCGCCAACAUCGAUAGGGCCAACGACGCCAUUGUGUAUGAUGGCACUCUGCGGAGAAGUUUUGGACGUAGGCGUCUCGCGCAGGACCCAGCAACAACGCGUGUGCUCGAAGCACUGCUCGUCGCGACACUUGUGUUAUCCGCAGCUGGACGGCUCCUGAUGCGGAACACGAAACUUCUCCCGCGCAACCCUACGAGUAUCGCCAAUGUGGCUGCGAUCGUAGCCGACGGGAAUUUGGACUCAAUACUACCCGAGAACACCCAACUUCUGUCAGACGACGAAUUCCUGGCAAAGAUUGGUGGCGGAUAUUUACUGCGUCUGGGUUGGUGUGUCAGAAAGGGAAGGCGGUGA
Messenger RNA from Xylaria bambusicola, 3780 nucleotides. RefSeq lists its product as uncharacterized. Lineage: Eukaryota; Fungi; Ascomycota; Sordariomycetes; Xylariales; Xylariaceae. Bases 1 to 3780 code for a protein of 1259 amino acids. The record is from RefSeq and is a predicted model, not a curated record. The transcript has 2 exons.